UGCUUUCAUUUCUUCUUAAACUCUUUUCACCUGAUUUGUGUUCUUAUCACUAUCAUUAUCAUUAUCGUUUACAUUUCAUUCUCUUUUCAAAUUGUUCUUUGUUAGAGUAACCGUCCAAACAUUCUUGAAAUAUCUAUCCAUGGUAAACUAGAUUCUGAAUCAAUGGCGAGUCUCCAUGUUUAUAGAUUUGGUGAAUAUUUCCGAAUCGAGAAAACAUCAACAUCAAGUCAACUUUCAUUUUCAUUAUCAGAACAAGAUCGUCACCAUCACCAUCAACAUCAACAAUAUUAUUUCAAUUGCUCCAAUCACUACCAUCAUCAUCACCAACUACUAAAUCAACGAAACUAUUAACACCAAGUUUUGUAUUAGUUAAUAUUGUAAAACAAUGCUGCUAGUCAAGUUUAUCCUUAUCUAAGAUAUAUAACAUACUAACAAUAAUAAUAGUGAUAAAGGUAAUAAAUUUAUUAUUAUUAUUUUUAUUCCAAUUAUUAUUAUUGUAUUAGCAUAAUCGUGAUAACAUUAAAAGUGAUAAACGAGAUUGCGGUAAUUUAGGUAUCAACUUAUUAGGUAUGAGUGAUCAAGGUGAGAUUAAUCAUUGUUCUAGUGCAACCAGUAGACUUCUGUCUGAGUUAUUAACUUCUUUACCAAUUGAACAACCGACAUCAACCGAGACGGGAAACAACAUGGUUUUAACAUCACAACCUCCAACAUCUUCAAACUCUCCACACAUACCAUGUACACCUGCAAUGGCCUCCUUAACGACAGCGUCUAACGUAAAAAGUAAAAUAUUGAAUAAUAGCAAUGACAUGGGGCCGAUCAAUGUGAAAAAGCAACCCUCGCCAUCAACUCCAUCCACAGCUAUCGACUUUUUCACCUUCAAAUGGUUAUUCAAGAAAAGAACCGUCCCCUUUCUUAAAAAAUCGUCUUCAUCCAUUUUUCCUGAAGCCUCAGAAACAGGUCACCAUCUUUUGACCUCUUCUAAUAGUGGAGGAAUGAGCACACCAGAUGGAAAUGGUCUUGGUGGAGCUCGAUCCAAUAGUCGAUCAGCUGGUUCUAGAUUAGAUUGUCAAAGUAUCCCGGGUACUGCUAAACCAAGUAAAAUUUGCAAUGUGACUCCUGUAAUUUCUCGCCUAGCAGAAGAAUCGACUCUUAAAUCAAAUUUAAGAAUGAAACUAUCCUACAGUUUUGGGGACAUUGAUGAAUUUAGUAAAUGGUCAAACACUGACAAUGCGGAACAACAGCCAUUAAAUUUUGACUCUACAUUAAACGAUGACCAUCAAUAUUUUCAUCAUUCAAACAAAUCUCGUUUAGUUUCUACUAAAUGUAUUCCAAAAGAAAAUAAACUUAUCUCAUCAUCAUCAUACUCAUCUGCAUCGGUAUCCCACCUUCCAGUGACCCGUCGUUCCAAUUUUGGCUCUUAUUCUCAUCGUGGUUCAUUUGGUGGUACCAAAGUUCGUAAAAUAGAUUCAUCACUUAAUUUAUCUCGCAGUUCAAUAGAAAAAUGUUUUCUCUGUUUAAAUGAUGUAAAAUCACCUUCAAUGCACACAAUUUGGUCUUGUGGAUGUCGUUUUUGUAUAAAUUGCCUGCGAACUUAUCUCACCAUCAACAUCAAAGAGAACAAUAAUGUGUGUAAUUUAACCUGCCCUGACUCAAAUUGUCCAGAAUUAGCAAAAUUAUUGAAGCAACACCAACCCAAUAACCUGAUUAGUUCUUCGUCUGGUCGAAUGAUGAAUUCCUUGAUAAGAACUAUGUCCCCAAAUCGCUUUACACCGCAAGAAAUUCAAUUGCUGGUUUCAUCAGAGAUAUUUGAUUUGUACAAAAAAUAUAAACUGUACCAAGAAGUUGACGAGGAUCCAAAUCGAACAUGGUGUCCCAAACCCAACUGUUGUAACAUUUGCAUAAUCUCAAAACCAAAUUCAGUUUCAUUGCCAACCUCGUCAUCAUUUACCUCAUCAAAGUCGACCCAAUCAACCAAGACAAACAUUGUGGAAGAUAAAGCUUCGUUUUACUGUCAAAAAUGUAAAGAAACCUAUUGUAAUCUUUGUCGUAAAUCUUACCAUCCUGGAACAUCGUGUUGGCCCUCCGGAGAAGAUGAUGACCUUGCCCUGUUGCUUAACAAUCAAGAUAGUUCAUCAUAUUGUGUAAAUAAUAUCAAAAGAUGUCCAAGAUGUUCAGUUUGGAUUGAAAGGGAUGACGGAUGUGCCCAAAUGAUGUGCCGUAAAUGUAAACAUGUGUUCUGUUGGUUUUGCCUUCAGUCCCUCGAAGAUGACUUUUUACUUCGUCAUUAUGAUAAAGGACCUUGUAAAAAUAAGCUGGGUCACUCGCGGCCUUCAGUGAUUUGGCAUCGAACUCAAGUUAUUGCAAUUUUUGCGGGUUUUGGUUUACUCCUUCUUCUGGCAUCACCGUUAUUCCUACUCGCCUCACCCUGUAUACUUUGCUGUAAUUGUUGCUGUGGUUCAUCGUGCAAGUACUUAGACGAUGGUGAGCCUCACGAGGAAGAAGACGGUUUCGGUGUAAUGAAUUUGUAAUAGUUCACACAAUCGAUUAUACUGAAUCAAUCUUCAUCACUGUAAUUUUCACGUUACGUUCACCAACCUUUCCAAUCAUCAUAAUCUCUCCAUCUCCAUCUCCCUCUUCCUUUCCAUCUCUUCCUUUCCCAUAAAAAAAGUACAUUUUAAUGUAAAUAAUCAACAACUGCCUAGCGGGAUUGUUGAACUUCGUUCAGGAACACAUUUAAAGUUCUCUUUCCGAACAAUGCUCUUCCUUCCUCUUUCCUUGCAUUUUACUUCAUUAUCCCCAAUUCAAUGGUGUAAAGAGCUGCAUUCACCAAUGAGACAAACCAAAAAAAAAUACUAGAAACAAUCUGUUUACAACAGACUCAAAGACAUUAACUUUCCAAUGUAAUUUAGCACGUUGUAUGUGUGUAUAGUUGAUAGUAAAAAAAUAAUAACAAAAAAGGGUAUUCCGAUGACGAAAUUAAUCGUUUCUCUGAUUAUUUCCUUAUCGAGAUGGAAAUUUUUCCUUUUCUUAAAAAACAUUUUGAUAGUCAAUAAACUCAUCGCGUAAAUAGAUUGAGUGAGUUGAACAAAAUGUACUUAUACAAUUGUCACAUUAACUAGAUUAUAUAAUAAGUUCAUCACUUUUAACUUUUCUGAUUUUUAUUAGCUUCAUAACAAAUUACAAUCACUGUUAAUUAAUUAAUUGACUGGUUAAUUAAAUGUUAAAGUGUGGAAUCAUCAACCAGACUUGAAGGCUGGAAGGAUAAAAAGGCCAAGAGAAGGCAGCAAUCUUGAUUAUUAUGGAUACAUCAUUAUGACGAUUACGAUUACGAUUGUAAUGAAAAAGGAAAAAGUCUUGUAAAUUGUGUAGAGUAUUUUAUUUUUGUUAUUAUCAUUAUUACCUUCUUCAAAUUUACUAUCUCAUUACAAGUUAUACAAUAAAAAUCAAGUUCGUGCAUAUUA
This is a messenger RNA of Tetranychus urticae (two-spotted spider mite), 3461 nucleotides long. NCBI's taxonomy places the organism in Eukaryota, Metazoa, Arthropoda, Arachnida, Trombidiformes, Tetranychidae. The record is from RefSeq and is a predicted model, not a curated record.